Molecule: messenger RNA, 2260 nt
Organism: Aspergillus alliaceus
Lineage: Eukaryota; Fungi; Ascomycota; Eurotiomycetes; Eurotiales; Aspergillaceae
Exons: 3
Coding region: 631-1644 (337 amino acids)
Source: RefSeq, a predicted model, not a curated record
CGAAAGCAAAGUUUACGGGCUUUAAUUAGUGACAAGAAAGUUACUUAGCGGUUUUCCCCUUGCUUCCUCAUGUUCGUAUAAAAAUUCAACCCUCGAUUUGCAUUGUUGCCUCAAGUUUCCAGAAUUCUCAUGGAAGCAAAGAGCACGACAUGGCAGGGGUGACAUGGCGCUGAAUCAGAUGGAGUUAUUGUUUGAUGCACAGUAAGAAGGAUUCUGGACUGUGAUUCGUAGAAGGUUCAUGCCGAUACUACCAGUAUUACUACUGAUGGUUGUACUCGAAGUAACUUGAAAUACAUCACGUGGGGACACUUUCAGGCAGAUUCAGACUGUCGACACAUGAUCGACGCUUUCAGUCGGCCGUUUUCAGGGAUUUCAUUGGCAGGCGUUCUAUUCCUUGUCCCGGUAAGGCUAGACCCCAAAUGGCGUCCCCGUUAUCGUUCAGCCUCCUUGACCGCCUUCCGGAUCAGUGCCCGCCGCCCUUCCAACUGCAUCCAAACGGUGUUGUUUGCUUCUACUUGGUGAUUGUUGACAAUAUCCCCGACUGACCACUCGACAAUUUCCCCCGUUCUCAGACACGAACUCUGAUCUCGAACAUCAAUCGUCUUCUUCAACUCGGUCGGUUUGGCGAGGAUGUGUCCCGAUAUCAACUCUCUUCCUCCAUCGCGUUCCUCUUCCGCCUCCCCGCGUCAAGCACGGAAUCUCCCCACUUCUUCUGACGCCCAGCCGGCGGCGCUGCAUUCGUCCGGGUUCUCCCCUGCACCGGCCACCAUGAAUAAUAAUAAUAGUCACAACAAUCAGCAUCACGCCAUAGACAUCCCUCGUCGGCCAUCCCGUAGUUCUCGUGCGGGCGUACCGGGGCCAGAACGACGCCGGUCCGCCGCCGGUGCCAACUUUAACCUGAAUCAUAACGAGCCGACUGGGGAUCCCGCCCCGUCCGACCACCGCUCCUCUCUAGGCCAUCAUGGACUCCGGGCGUCGAGCCCGUCGAGCCUCGGAGGUAGCCCGAUUAUUGCGACCGGGGACCCGCAUCACCAACGGGCCCCCUCGUUGGGGGAGCUGCAUCAAGAAUUGGAGCAGGAGCAAGAAGCCCAAGUGAAUCGACUCUUGCAUAUGAUCCGAUCCCAACAAAACCAACUGCAGCAACUCCAGCAACAGCAGCAGGGUUCCCAGGGCACAGCUAUCGAAGAUUCGGACCGCGCCGCAUUUCCUGCUCUCCCACCGGUCUCGGGUAGCGGCAGUCGAAUGUCAGCUCAAUUUCCCACGUCCCUAUCUAGCCGCCGACCCUCACGGCCGUCGAGCCAGGCAACAUCGCCUAGUCUCCGACCGCUGGCUGAUGCACCCCGCGGGCCGGAGGGGCCAGAGUGGUUCGCGGGCACCAGUGAAAGCUCAGCACGACGAAGCAGUCGCGACGAAGGAGCAUUCUACCAGGCCGAAGCCACAAUGCUUGCGAGGGAGAAUCAAAUCCUACGGCAGCGCAUCCGCGAUUUAGAACGCCAGGUGAGUGAGUUGACUACGAUUUCGUCCGCUGGAGGUGUGCGGUCGGGCGAGAUCAACGCACCACCUGCCACAGAAGGCGGCGAAACUGCUGAUCGCCAUGCGACUGCUGGGCUGGGAUCGACCAGCGAACCCGCGGAUAAGACCUGAUUGGACGCAUGCAAAAAGCCUGUACUCAAGAACGGAGUAUUUCACGGUGUGCUUCUCCAGAUUUCAGGUGAUCAACACGGAAUACAUAUGUACAUUAUUUUUUUUUUAAACACCGGAAAACCGCAGUUCAAGGUCAUAUGCACUGCCUCCUCUUGAGAGUUGGUUCCCACUCUGGUCGCAUUUUGAGAGAGUCUCUAUACGAACCGGCGAUCCGAGCGCUGGCCUGCAGCCAUCCCGCCGAAUCUCAACAAUAAGUCCUCAGGUACAAUUUAUGGCUUUAAAGCUCAAAAAGACCCCUACCUAGAGGCGUCGGCAUUCGUGGUUCUAGGCCCUUAAGCCGAGACAAGUAUUAUCUUGUGCAUAUAUUGGACGCCAAAUAUGGCCAUGUCCGUUAUGGAACUAAAUUUUAAUCGCACUUCCCUUUCUAUUUUUGUUUUACAUUGUUUACCCAAAGGAAUUCAACGAUUUAUUGAGAGGCGUGACGAUUACAAAUUGGGCAAAAGCAGUAAAAAACAUGCAGGGGAAAAAAGCAAUAAAAAUAAAAUAAAAUGUAAAAAUAAAUAGAAAAAAUAAAUAGAAAAAAAAUCUCGCAUCUCACCGAGCGAGUAAAACAUGU